Peromyscus californicus insignis is the source of this 3111-nucleotide messenger RNA. It is a transcript of the gene Polr3g, whose product is annotated as RNA polymerase III subunit G. Bases 139 to 813 code for a protein of 224 amino acids. The transcript has 8 exons. Lineage: Eukaryota; Metazoa; Chordata; Mammalia; Rodentia; Cricetidae. Gene Ontology annotation, biological process: transcription by RNA polymerase III; cell population proliferation. The record is from RefSeq and is a predicted model, not a curated record. Gene Ontology annotation, cellular component: RNA polymerase III complex.
AGGUGGAAUCCGCGGCUCCUUGCUGGCGCGGCUGUCCGCACCCUUGCUGGCACCCCUGCCACCUCGGCUGCACAGCGUGCCCAAACCUCGAGACUUUGUGAGCAGGGAUUGUCCACACUCCUGCUGCAGUCGGUUCCGAUGGCUGGUAAUAAAGGAAGAGGACGUUCUACCUAUACCUUUAAUAUUGAGGCUGUUGGCUUCAGCCGCGGGGAUAAGUUGCCUGAUGUUGUGCUGAAGCCCCCACCGCUGUUCCCUGACACCGAUUACAAGCCAGUGCCCCUGAAAACAGGAGAAGAUGAGGAUUACAUGCUGGCCUUGAAGCAGGAGCUGAGGGAGACAGUGAAGCGAAUGCCUUAUUUUAUUGAGACCCCUGAAGAGAAACAAGAUGAUAUUGAAAGGUAUAGUAAAAGAUAUAUGAAGAUAGACAAAGAAGAAUGGAUACCAGACUGGAGAAGACUUCCAAGAGAGAUAAUGCCAAGGAAAAAGCGCAAAAAAGCGGAUCCGAAAUCCAAAACGGCCAAAGCUGCAGACAGAGGUCCUUCACUCACUAAUUCUGCAGAUGUGUUGAAAAAAAUUGAGGAAUUAGAACAGCGAGGGGACGGUGAGAGAUCGGAUGAAGAAAAUGAAGAGAAGGAAGGGAGCAAAGAGAAAAACAAAGAUGGUGAUGGUGACGACGAUGACGAUGACGCAGAGCAAGAGGAGUACGAUGAAGAGGAACAAGAGGAGGAAAAUGACUACAUUAACUCCUACUUCGAAGAUGGAGAUGAUUUUGGUGCAGACAGUGAUGAUAACAUGGAUGAAGCAACCUACUAGCCAUGGACUUUCUCUCUCUCUUGUUCAUACAGCUUCAAGCGUUUGGAUCAGCCUACUUUAUUUCUGAUAAUCCAUAUUUUCUGUUGUUCAGUGUUUCAUUUGACAAAGUCUUACCAAGCUCUUCAGAAGCACUUUGCGUUUACACACACGAGACCUUACCCCAGCACCUCUGCCACCCCUCUGAGUAUGUAGUGGAGUUGCAGGGUUCUUUGGUCUUUAUUUGGACUUGAACAUGCCUGAAGAGUUUUAGCAUCACUCAGUGUGUUCAUACUUGAAAAAGAUCACUCUUGCUUACCUGCUGGCCUUUGGUAAAGCUGUUACUAGUCACGGUGGAUUUCUAUUGAUACUGCACGUGGAGCACUUUAAAAACAAACUGGAAAAUGAUUUCUCUUACCUGGUAUGUUCUGUAUUUAUCACGUCGUGACUGCAUAGACUCACCUGAGUUCUUAGCAAGUGCAGACUCGGGAUGAGGGCUGGGUGGUAGGAAACACGUCCAAAUAAUGAUGGAGACGAAAUAACUUUCAGUUUACAUCUCAGCCAAAACAGAGGCUUUCACAUGGAUGGAAGGUCGGAAAAUGCUUGGCUUUGGGAUCACUCCAUGCCUUACAGUGUGUGAAUUAAUGAUUCCACUGUAUGAAGUUGGACAUCUUCGGUUUGUUGGGUUUAUGGAAAAAAAUAACUGAGACAUACUGUUUAAUUCUCUGCUUUAUGUAAGUGGAAAUAAGUCUUGGUUGUAUAAACUUCAUGAUAAAAUGAUGUUUGUGAGCAUGUUGAAGGGCGGCGCCCUCGGUUAUAUUCCACAAGAUUCAGAAACUGCAAGUCAAUAAUAGAUCAUGGGAAAUGAACUCAGGUCAUUUUGAAAUUACAAUUGAUUCUUCUUGUUUUAACUUACAGGGUGACUCCCUUGCAGUUUUUUGGGUUUUUUGUGUAGUUUUUUGUUUUUUGUUUUUUUGAGACAGGGUUUCUCUGUGUAACAGUCCUGGCUGUCCUUGAACUCACUUUGUAGACCAGGCUGGCCUCGAACUCACGGAGAUAGAUCCACCUCCGAGUGCUGGGAUUAAAGGCGUGUGCCACCACCGCCCAACUCCCCUGCAGUUUUAUAUUUUGCAGGAGAAAAUAUCCAGAACCCUUCAACCUCUAAGGAUUUUUAACAUGCCAAAGAUUUAAGGAAAUGCAUAUUAUACAUUUCAAAACUAAUAUAUUUAAAAUUAUCUGCUUAAAGGGGAAGAACCUGUUCUCCCCUUUGGGGAGACUUGUCCCUUCCUACCUUCUGACCCGGAAACUGGAGCCCUGCUUUUUCUCUCAGGAUCCAGAUAACCUUGAAAUUGAGCUUGAGUUUGUGUGCCUUAGUUUCUCCACUUGUAAAGUUUCCUAUAAAAAUUCUUUAAACACUAACCAGAAUUUACAAAUAUGCCAUCUUUUACCUUACAGAAACAAUCAUGUCUUAAAUCUGAUUUUUGUCCUGUAGACAACUGUACUGUGGACUGUUAAGUUAUAAUUCGAUUUUCCGAUCUUGUAUCUGUGUUAGAAACUUUAGUUAAUUUGUAUGGUCUGGAGAGAUUCCAACAUUCCUUUCUCAGGAGAAGGACUACCUUCAAUGGCAAUACUUCUUCAAAUACUUCCAGAUGGAUGUGAUGGCCCAUGUCUUGUCUGCAUAGUGCUGUGCUGAACACAUGUGACUUACAUCGGUUCCCAGGAGCUUAUAAAAAAUGUUUUGCAGUUCUAAGUGGAAACAUGAAAGGUCUUUAAAACUCCAAUGUGUUGGGAAACUUGCAUGAAGUUUUUAGUAGUGAUGGCAAAUGCUGUAUUUGGGAAUAACAGGUACUUUAUUCCCUUACACUGGGUACCGGAGCCAAACAUGUAGUUCACAGAUGCUCUGUUUGAUAGUUGUUUCCUUCCUUCAUGACACAUCUGCAGAUAACUGUUCAAAUCAGGGAGAUGCAUUGACAGUAGCUCCUCCCUAGUGUCCGGCUCGUCGUCACAGCUGUCUGUGUUCCUGCCGAGGGGCACCUGGCAUCUCCUUCGAGGAUGUCCAUCUCCCUUUGAAAGAUCAGUUUACAACUUUAAACAUACUAAUUUCAGGUUGCUUGACUAGCAUAAAUGGUUUUCUUGGCUUAAGCUCUGAGACUGAAAUUAAUUUAUAGAGAUAACUUCUUAAUAGUUAAAGUACUUCAUAGGACUGGACUGGUUGGUUAAAAUAUCUUUAACAUUAUCUUAAUAAAACUAGUUGCUACAAUGCUGAUUUUUCUGUAUCUGUUUACACAUAUAAAGUUUAAAAAAAUAAAAUUUUGGCCUUAA